GUGGUCACUACAGUCCCAUUGUCAAGCCAGGCUCAGGUUAGUGUGCAACAGCCUGUUUCAGUGGCUAUGCAGCCGUUGCAGGAAGCCCCUGGGCCCAUGCAGCCUAUGCAGUGGAUGCCUAAAAUACCUCUGAUGAGUCCCAAGCCCUUCUCUGGAGAUAAGAAGAAGGAUGAGGACUUAGACACCUGGGUGAGGACUAUGCCUACUUAUGUGAGGCACAAGCUCACCAGGCCAGAGCAGGAAGUUGUAGUGGCUGCCUCCUUUUCAGAGGGGUCAGCAGCCCGCUGGUUGAAUGGCUUAGUGCAGCAGCAGGGCUACGGUCAAAACUUCGAUGCCUGGGCACAGGCUCAGACAUUGGAAGAGUUCGUACGGUCCGUGUAUAACAGGUGGCAUGACAAGCAAGGGGCUCAGAAGGGCACCGAUGCAAUCAACAAUCUUUGUUCACGCAGGUUCAAGAAUGUUAGAGAGCUAACGGACACCGUAGAACGUUUACUCGUGGUACCUGGUGUGCGCUUUGAUCAGCAGGUUCUCCUGACGGAUUACCUAAAGUGCCUACCUGCAGAGGUAAGGACCAAGUUGGUUGAUGAGGCCUAUGUCGAACAGCACACCUUCGCUUCUUUUAGUAAAAAAGCUCUGGACAUAGAGGCAAAGUUGGGAUCCGCUCAUCAGGUACCUCAUGAUGGUAGGAAGAGACUCCCCCAGGACUGGAAGAAGAAGGGUCAGUUGAUGUUCGUUGACCAUGAUGGUCAAUCGACGGAGAUUGACGAUUUCCCAGAUCUUGGAGAGGUGACAGAGCAGGAUGGGGCCAAUGAGACUUCGGAUGGGGGAGUCGUGGCACCUAUCAAAGAAAAGGCUAGGGGGACCGUGAAGAAGAAGGUAGUACGGUCCACGGGUCAGGGCGACCAAGGAACACCCGCAUGGGUAAAACUUGGUUUAGCGUAUGAGGUGUGGAGAGACAGAGUUGCUGGCGGCACGUGCAUGAACUGUGGCAAUUAUGGCCACAAGUCUAGAACGUGUCGAGGCAAGAAAGUCUUGACGAGGGUAGCCUCACCAACGGUGGUGGGACUAUCUUCGAAAUCUGGCGGUGCUUCUGCGAGCACUUCGCAGGGAAACACCUCGGGCCAGUAGGAGUUUUAGCCGCUCUUACUCGCGCUGAAGUGGUUACGUUGCCUUCCCCACUUCAAGCGUUGGCCAAGGCU
This is a messenger RNA of Chara braunii, 1199 nucleotides long. Lineage: Eukaryota; Viridiplantae; Streptophyta; Charophyceae; Charales; Characeae. The record is from the annotation of a GenBank genome assembly.